Messenger RNA from Hymenoscyphus albidus, 542 nucleotides. NCBI's taxonomy places the organism in Eukaryota, Fungi, Ascomycota, Leotiomycetes, Helotiales, Helotiaceae. The record is from the annotation of a GenBank genome assembly.
AUGGAAAUAUGUAUGACUUUGGAUGAGCAUUCCGAAAAGACUGCGAUUGAGGUUGAAUUUGCAAAGGGGGUUGAGAUUGCGACGGAGGCUGAGAUUGAGAUGGAGGUUGAGAUUGGGACGGAAUUUGCGAGGAAGGCUGAUAAUGAGAGGAAGGCCGAGAUUGUAAUUGUGAUCGAAUCUGUGAGGAAGGUUGAGAUUGGGACGGAAUUUGUGAGGAAGGUCGAGGUUGAGAAGGAGGCCGAGAUGCACGUUCAGAGUAAUAAGCAGCCUCUGCCUCUGGGUAGUAGUCAACGUCGACCAUUGUAUCACAUGUACAUAUGGUUGCGGGGUGAAGGUGGUACAGUGGGGAUUCCUGCAGGACACCCAACAAAUCCGUAAAUCGGGUGCGCAAAUACUGGAUCCAAGUUAUGUAAAUUCUUAAAAUAGCCAGCGUUCUGGUGGGGUUGUGGAUGUUAGAUGUUGAGGUGACGUUGGUCAUUACACGUGUCUCAAUUGAGUUUUCGCUUAAGCCCGUGCUUUACCCGAUACGCGCUAAGGUUUAG